Messenger RNA from Stereum hirsutum FP-91666 SS1, 1923 nucleotides. RefSeq lists its product as uncharacterized. The transcript has 4 exons. Bases 134 to 1753 code for a protein of 539 amino acids. NCBI's taxonomy places the organism in Eukaryota, Fungi, Basidiomycota, Agaricomycetes, Russulales, Stereaceae. The record is from RefSeq and is a predicted model, not a curated record.
AAACAAUAUUCAACUUGUCUUUGUUCUCAUCGACGACGCCCACACAAAGUAAUCAUAGUUAGAUAAGCGACGCGCUGCUCACUCGGUCCUCUAGCGACCCUGUCCGAGUCUUGACCCAUCUUGACGAUCGACCAUGACCACUACCCAAAGUCUUGCCACCCAGCGCCUCCGUCGCUAUGGAGAGUUCCACCAGGCCGUAUGGGGCGUCAAAAAUGUCUUCCAGUCUUUUGAUUACAAUGAGAAGAAGUACGAGUAUUUCGACCUCGCUCCAUACCGCGGCAUUUUUGGUCAAGAGGCCAAUGGACGCUUCAUCCUCGUCCGUCUUGAAUACACGGCAGCGUACGAGUAUCUGGUCAAGCGGGCAGCUUUACACACCAUAGAUGCGAGGAUGAAUACUGUGCUGACUGGCCAGCCUGGCAUCGGAAAAACACUCUUUCAAAUCUACGUCCUGAUCCGCCGCAUGCAGGAGGCGAAGCCCGUCGCCAUACAGAUGGACACCAAUGAAAUCGUCCUAUUUAACUCAUGGGGCCCUUCUGUCCUUUCAACGAACUCGUCCUCGUCCUCACAUGUUACAAUCGACGUCUGGGCUAUCUGCGAUUCGCUCAGCGGCAUCCAGCCAUGCGAUGCCUUCUUGCGGUCCCCUGCUUCCAUUAUCCAGACGACAUCACCAUCGCCAAAGCAUUACAAGGCCUGGCAGAAGAGUGUCGGUGCCAUGCCGUAUAUCAUGGAUGUGUGGGAGGAACAUGAGCUCGGCGCAUUGAUGGUACUUCUCAAACUUCCACUCGACCGAGGCCUAACACUCUUCCAGAAAUUUGGACCUAGCGUGAGGCUGAUCAUCCGAAUUCUUCGCGACAUCGAAGCGGAGAAGUAUUACGCUCUACAAGUUGCUUACGCGGCAAAGCGGCUUGCUCUGGAUACCUCGAACGAGUUGGAUAAGAUGAUGAACCUCGACUUUGACAGCCACGUCUCAUCUCACAUCUUCUUCCUUACCCCCAGCUCAGAACGAUAUCUGCCUCGCCUGAUUAUACCGACCACCUACCUCGCUCAAUCCUUCGCGCGCGCGAUAAACAGCGCUGGGGAUACUAAUCAAAUACGGAUUUUCGACGCCAUGCGCUCUCAUCUUUCCAUCGGCGUGGCUGAUUGGCUGUACGAAAACUUUGCACACGGCCGGUUCUCGAACAAAAUCGGAGCUCCCAUUGAGGGCUAUGUUUCCGGCAGCGACAUCGCUUACCCGAUUCCGCGUUGCUCGCAGGUCGAGCUUUUCUUGGAGGAAUGCGUCCACGAGAGUCGCUAUCCUUUCUACUGGGUGCCACCGUUGGUCGAUGGUCGCCGGUAUGGCAUGGACGCGAUCAUCUGCAAUGAUAGCGAUGUCGACAGCAGGUUUUUCGACGUCUGGGCAGUCCAGUUCACGAUCGACGGCAUCCACAAGGCUGGGUUGUUAAGAGUUCUCGCAGAAGCUGCCGAAGUCUUCGACCGCAAACGCGUACGCGUCAAAUGGCAUCUCGCCUUUGUCGGACCAGAGUUGAAGGCGGCGGAGCAGGCACGGGAUCGUGUAAGUCAAAUGCUGAAAGAGUGGUGGGCGAAACGGGGCAUCACUCUAUAUGCCUGCGAGCUGCCGCUCGCGUCCCUUUCAGAUCGGGCAUACUGCCGCGUCUUGAAGCUCGAGGAGCACGACCUUUCUCAAUUCACCAUUGACACCGCGAAAAAGUUCAUUGACUCCACAUCGUUCGAUGGAGAUAACGUGGUAGGAUGAGCUAUUGAUCGAGGGUAUGCAUUGAAGGGGUGGUGUUGAGGCUUGUUGAGGGGUACAUACAGAAGAAGUCAACUGUGAAUUUGCAAGAUGACCCAGAUGUGCAAGAUCGUCACCGAUAAUUUCCCCGUGCUCUUCGCACGGGCAAGUUGUGAAUAAUAAAUGCAUAUUCC